AUGACUGAGAAAACAAGUUUUCCCGAACGGUACAGAGCGAUGUACACCGUGCACAAGUACAAACCGCUGCUGCCCAGCGAUCGUCGGAUCGUGCCCUUUCGGAAGAAGAAAACGCGCUUCAAAGUGAUGCUGCUGAUGGGGACGGUCUUUGCCUGUCUGCUGUACGCAAUCGAGCGUCCCUUCUGGUGGGACUACGACUCGCUGGAGACUCCACUGUGGAACGAGGCGCUUGAGACGCGGGACGACGAGCAGCACUUCAACUACAACAGUUCGUACUUCGUCAAUACGGCCGGCUGCAAGAUGCCAAGCUUUCCGGUGCUAAACGAGCACAUCCAGAAGUUUAUCGAACGACCGGACCCGAUCGAAUGUGUGCCGGCGCUGCUGCAGUCGGAUGACCGGUGGCUCUGGUUUCGACUCUCCGAGGAGGAUAUCGAACGGCACUACAACGUGACCAACGCCAGCCUGAUACAGUGCUGCGUGCAACCGUUCGUUCGGCUAACGGACGACGAAGAGAAGCUGACGGGCAACAGGAGUUGCUUCGAAUUUCCGGACCGGUUCGGUGUAAUGGAGGAUGAGUUCAUUAUGGUGCACUGUCGGCAUCCGGCGUUAAAAGUAUCGUUCUAUGGAGACUACUUCGCUUUUGCACCCCGUAAAAAGUCCGUCGAGGAGCGGAUACGGAAGGCGAAGAAUCAGAGCAAGGGUGAUGGCGCUGAUGAGCGUCGGCUGGACGUGAUGAUACUGGGUAUCGAUGCGGUAUCAAGAUUAAACCUUCACCGACAGAUGAACCAAACAGUCGACUAUGUUCUUAAUACCCUCAAUGGUAUCGAAAUGUUCGGCUACAAUAAAGUCGGUGACAAUACGUUUCCGAACAUGAUCCCAGCUCUCACCGGGCUGGACAUCGAGGAACUCGGUGCAGCAUGUCUUCCAAACUCGAGCAGUACCUUCGACCUGUGCCAGUUCCUGUGGAACAAGUAUGGCGAGGCCGGCUACCGGACCGUGUACGCCGAGGACAGCACGGCCAUGGGUACGUUCAACUACGCUAAGAACGGAUUCCGUACGCAACCCACCGACUACUACCUGAGGAGCUUUUUCCGCCGGAUGGAAUCGAAGGUGGGCUACAACAAGAAGCUGAACGCUAAACUGUGCUUGGGGGGUCGGAGUCCCACCCGGGUGCUGCUAGAGUACGCCCGAAAGCUCGUCCGAUCGUUCGACACUGGCGAGUCGGUGUUCUCGCUGCUCUGGGCUGUGGGAAUGACGCACGAUUUCUUCAACGCCCCGGCGCUUAUCGAUGACGACUAUCGGCAGGUGUUGGAGUUUAUGAACGAUGAGGGACAGCCGGAGAAGCGGCAGUAUCUGAACCGCACGGUGUUGAUCCUGAUGAGCGAUCACGGAAUUCGGUGGGGCUCGUUUCGAAACACUUACCAGGGUAUGAUGGAGGAACGGCAACCAUUUUUGAUAUUCAUAUUGCCAACGUGGUUCCGGGGGCGCUAUCCUACGGCGUACCACAAUCUCCGGAGGAACCGGCUUCGUCUCACCACCCACUUCGACCUGUACGAAACGCUGAAAGAUGUACUCGAUUUAAGAACCCUAGAAACGGGGACCCUUUCGACGCGAACCAACGAGCUACUGGAUGCCAAACCGACACCGAGGGGCAUCAGCUUGUUCCUUCCGAUACCGACGACACGGACCUGUGAGGACGCCGGGAUAGCACCGCACUGGUGUACCUGUCACGAUCAUAAGCCACUCUCGAAAACCGACCGGCAGGUCAUACAGGCGGCACGGUUCGCGGUAAACCGGGUGAACCAUCUUCUGCUGGACUACCCCCAGUGUAGCGUGCUGCACCUCAACUCGAUCGAGGAAGCCAGUGUGGGUAUGUCGUCGGACAACAUCACGACCCAGCAUAAGUUCAGCGACAUCAACGUGCGGUUUAUGACGAAACCGGGGGACGGCGAGUUUGAGGCGACGGUGCGCAUCGACUCCAACAACGAGAGCUUCCUGACCGGCACCGUAAGCCGGACGAACCUGUACGGUAAACAAAGCUUCUGCGUCGAUGACUAUCGUUUGAAAUUGUACUGUUUUUGUGGGCUGUAAAAGGGCGUAUAAAAAGCGUAUAUUCUCUAUUAAUCAAGGUCAAAACAAAACGAACAAAGACGAGUUCGUAUGGACAGGGAAUUAAUUACCCGUGCUAGUGGAGAUAGUGUUAAGCCUAGAGCGAAUCCAAAUCAAAAAACUAAACGCUACCUAUAAAAGUGAUAAUGUAGAGAUACGAGUUUUUCGUCCCUUCGUCCAUAUUGCGAGGGGGUUAGGUAGAGUGAGGUGUAGUCAGGUACAGGUAUAUAAUUGGUUCUGUUGUCCUAUUUUGUAAUGUGCUUCCGUUG
This is a messenger RNA of Anopheles coustani, 2378 nucleotides long. RefSeq lists its product as uncharacterized. The record is from RefSeq and is a predicted model, not a curated record. The transcript has 3 exons. Bases 1 to 2091 code for a protein of 696 amino acids. NCBI's taxonomy places the organism in Eukaryota, Metazoa, Arthropoda, Insecta, Diptera, Culicidae.